Messenger RNA from Diorhabda sublineata, 6726 nucleotides. Its product is annotated as activating signal cointegrator 1 complex subunit 3-like. The transcript is spliced from 25 exons. NCBI's taxonomy places the organism in Eukaryota, Metazoa, Arthropoda, Insecta, Coleoptera, Chrysomelidae. Bases 302 to 6604 code for a protein of 2100 amino acids. Gene Ontology annotation, molecular function: ATP binding; nucleic acid binding; ATP hydrolysis activity. The record is from RefSeq and is a predicted model, not a curated record.
AAAAGAGACCUGAAAUCAAGACAAAUAAAUCAUCGCGAAAAACUUAUAUAAAAACCAAAAAAAAAAAAUUAUCUUUAUAUACAAUAAAUCAAGGAUAUUUAUUUUUUUAAAAUCGUUUUCACAACUAAAAAUUCACCGUGAAAUAAGUAUUUAAGAUUUAAAUAGACAUUUUUGUCAAAAAUGUCAAAUGAAAACUAACCUAAAAUAUAAAUUUUAAUAUUUAAAUUACUAAUAAUAUGCAGUAAAAUAAGUUGAUGUAUGAAGUCACGUUGUGCAAUAUUUUACAAUUUAAUCUGAUGAAAUGGUUGCCUAUUCUGGAAAUGAAAAUAUGAUCCAAACAUCCUCAUUUUUCGCUGAUUACCAUGGCGUUCAACAACUUAGAUAUUGUCCUGAUCAAUACACGGUAGCAGACUGUGAAUAUGAUCGAUUAGAAAACUUUUUUAAAUAUGCGGAUAAUUUCCAAACAGCGCAAGGUUUAAUGUAUUUAAAAUAUUUACAUGAUGUAGUUAAACAGCAAGUAUCGUCAAAAAUACAGGAUGAUAUUCCUUUAGAAAAUAUUAUUAAUGAUAUUUUAAUUGACUUAGUUAAAUAUUACAAAGAAAAUGGGGUUGUUAAUAAGCAAGUGUUUUCAAGAUUACCGCAAAGUCAUAUACAAAAAAUCGAAAAGGCUCUGGAAAACCUGAUUGACAGAUUACCAAAUAACUUUUACACGGCAAAUAACACCAGAAAUUUAGAUACAAACCAAGUCGUAAAUUCUAACCUACAAGAAACAGAUCCAUUAUUUUACAUUCCGUUGAAAGAAGAUUUUCCCGAAAUCGAUAGAUUUUUAGAAAAGCCCCAAAAAGAUAAUUUCUCAUUGUUAUAUAUAAAACCGAAGGAAACUAAUCAACAUGUUGUCAAUGAUAACGGUUAUCCAUUAGAAACUAUGUUCCAAUGUUACGGACAAUCCAUUACGGGUUACGAUUACAGAGAUUUUAAGGGUAUAGUACACACCGAGCUCAAUUCUAAUAAAACCAACGAUGAGGUGAUGGAAUAUUUUUUGGAAACCUUCGGUUAUGAAUCGUUCGAUUUUUUAACCGAAAUUAUUAAACAUCGAUACGAAAAAAUCGAUUAUACUUCUCAAUUAUACGAAGGUGAAAAUACGAGGUGUAAUAAAAAGAAUCCUACUGAAAUGAUAGCAGGUCAAGUUACUGUACAGUCAGAAAAAGAAAGUUUGUUAUCGAAAAAAUUGAGGAAACUUGAAAAAAAGGACAAAACAAAAUUUUCUUCCACAGAAUUGAGACAGACCGAAGUUGAAUAUGACGUGGCAAAAAAUACCCCAAUUUUCAAAAAAUCAUCCCUUCAAAUACUCGAUUCAGAAGAAUACCCCCACAUACACGAUCAAUUAAGAAACCACAUGAUUACAACUAAAUACGAGGGUAUGUCGAUAGCUCAACCAGAUAACGCCAAGAAAAAAAUAACUUCCGAUUACGUGGAAUUCACUAUACCAGGUGGAAAAAAAGGUGACGUCAAAGAUAUGGAACUAGUCGAAAUAUCUUCGUUGGAUUCGAUAGGACAAUUGGUAUUUCGAGAUAUUAAUCAAUUUAAUAGGAUACAAUCCGAAGUAUUUCCGGUAGCUUACCAUUCUAACGAGAAUAUGUUGGUUUGCGCACCUACAGGAGCCGGUAAAACCAAUAUAGCCCUUCUCAGUAUAGUACACCAGGUGAAAUGCCACAUGGAAGGGAGUCUGAUAAGGAAAAACGAUUUUAAGAUCAUCUAUGUUUGUCCGAUGAAAGCUUUGGCCACCGAAAUGGUUGUCAACUUUUCCAAGAAGCUUGCCCCGAUAGGAAUAACAGUGAAAGAAUGUACAGGCGAUAUGCAAUUGAGUAAAAAGGAAAUAGCCGAAACUCAAAUGUUGGUUACAACCCCAGAAAAAUGGGAUGUGAUAACUAGAAAAGGAGCGGUCGAUACUGAAGUAGUCGGUUUGGUGAAACUCCUUAUAAUCGAUGAAGUUCAUUUGUUGAACGGUAGCAGGGGACCCGUAAUAGAAGCUCUAGUGGCGAGGACGUUGAGACAAGUGGUCAGUAGUCAGAGUAUGAUUAGAAUCGUAGCGUUAUCGGCGACGUUGCCGGGUUAUAUGGACGUGGCUAAUUUCCUGAAAGUUAAUCCCCGUUCGGGGCUUUUCUUCUUCGAUAACCGUUUCCGUUCCGUACCGUUAACCACUUCAUUUAUCGGUUGCAAGAAGAAGAACAAUAACGAAAAUGAGGUUAUGGAUAUGGUUUGUUACGAAAAGGUGGUUAGUUUCGUCAGAGAAGGACAUCAGGCGAUGGUAUUUGUAACAUCUAGAAACGCCACAGCGUCAGUAGCUAGAAAAUUAAUAGAAUUAGCGCAAGAAAAAAAUACAUUGUCGUUAUUCGAACCGGAAAAAAAUGUAAGGGGUCUAAGAAACGCUUACAAAAGUGGAGAUUUGGCGUAUCUGAUACCUCAGGGCUUCGGAAUCCACCACGCAGGUAUGGUUCGAUCUGAUCGGUUAGAGGUGGAAAGGUUAUUUCGAGAUGGGUUUUUAAAAGUUAUCAUUUGUACUACAACAUUAGCUUGGGGUGUUAAUUUACCGGCGCAUGCGGUUAUUAUAAGGGGAACUCUUCAUUACGACGCCACUAAAUCGACUUUCGUCGACAUGGAUAUGUUGGAUGUACAACAGAUAUUCGGUAGAGCUGGUAGACCCCAAUACGACACAUCCGGUCAUGGUAUAAUCAUCACCUCCAUGACCAACAUGUCCAAAUACAUGGGGCUAAUGUUAUCCCAGGUUCCUAUCGAGAGUCAGUUUCUAAACUGCGUUCCGGAUAAUUUGAAUGCCGAGAUUGUCUUGGGGACGGUAUCGAAUAUAAAGGAAGCCAUGGAAUGGUUGGCGAAUACUUUUUUGUUUGUACGAAUAAAAAAAAAUCCCCUGGUUUACGGUCUAACCUAUAACGAGAUUUGGGAUGUUAAACAUUUCAAUUUAUUCCUGCAAGGACAAUUGGACGCGGCCGCUAAUAUUCUAGAAAAAUCUCAAUUGAUUCGUUUCGACAAGACUUUGGGCGAACUGCGACCGACCAAUUUCGGUAGGAUCGCCAGUUUUUAUUAUAUUUCUUAUAGAACUAUGGAAAUGUUUUACGAAAAAUUCGAUAGGCAUAUAUCGGAAUCGGCCCUAUUGCAACUAAUCAGCGAAGCGUCGGAAUUCGCGCAAAUUCAAGUUAGGUUAGACGAGAUUCACGAAUUGGAUAGAUUGCGUGAAUAUAAUAUGUACGAUAUUAAUUUGGACUUUUCCUCGUAUGUUGAUAAAGUAAUUAUUUUGAUACAGGCGAAUAUAAGUAGGGCACCGAUUAGGGUUUCGUCUUUGGUAUCGGAUACACAAUUUAUUAUGCAGACCGUAACCAGAUUGGCUAGGGCCUUAUUCGAAAUAGCGAAAGACAAAGAUUACGCUUUACAAGUUAGCAAUACUUUGCAACUCGCCCAAAUGUUGGAACUGCAAAUUUGGGACGAUCUACAUCCCUUGAUGCAAUUCAAAGAAUUGGCGCCUCAUCUGAAUUCGCAACGCGCAAGGGACUGUCUCAAUAUGCCCUUUUGGGAACUCUGUCAUAUGUCCGAAAGGGAAUUGGAGGCGUUGUUUCGUAAUAAAUACCUAGCUAACAAAGUGAAACAUUGUUGCCAGGUUUUUCCACAGGUGGAGGUUGAUUUUAUCGUCAAACCCAUAACAGAAGGUGUCAUAAGGGUUAAGCUCCUCAUAACACCUAAGUUCAAAUGGGACAACGGCAUCCAUGGUACCGUCCAACAUUAUUACGCUUGGGUAGAAGACCCACAAAACGACAGCAUUUACCACAUGGAAUCCUUCAUAGUGACCAAAAGGAUGUGUACAAACGAGGAGGUUAUCGAACUGGUUUUGACCGUUCCUUUAUUGAAACCCCUUUCGUUGGAAUAUUUCAUCAGGGUUGUCAACAGUCAGUUUUUACAUUCUGAAUCGAUUCAGACGAUUGUAUCGGAAGAUUUGAAACUUUUCACUUCGGAAUCCUUUCAAACUAAAAUUUUGGACGUGCAGCCUCUUCCGAAAACUGUUUUGAAAAAUAAAUCCUACGAAGAUUUGUAUCCGUUCACACAUUUUAACGCUGUACAAAGUCAAGUGUUCCAUUCUUGUUAUUAUACUAACAGUCCGAUCAUAUUGGGGGCUCCUACGGGUUCAGGGAAAACCAUUGUCGCCGAAAUGUGCAUUUUGAGGUUAUUUCAAAAUGAACCUCAAUUGAAGGUGGUUUAUAUAGCGCCUCUAAAAGCUCUAGUUAGAGAAAGAGUAGUCGAUUGGUCGACGAAAUUUUCGAAAAUAAACAAAAAAGUUAUAGAAGUUACCGGCGAUAUUACGCCUCGAUCGGAAUUUAUAAGAUCGGCGAACAUAAUAAUAACUACGCCGGAAAAAUGGGACGCCAUGAGUAGAAACUGGACGGAAAAGGAUUUUGUUAAAGACGUAGGGCUUAUGGUGAUAGACGAAAUACAUUUGUUGGGCGAAGAUAGAGGUCCAGUAUUGGAGGUUAUAGUUUCCAGAAUGAAUUAUAUCAAUAUGAAAACGAAGAAGUCGAUCAGGAUUGUUGGAUUGUCGACGGCCAUGGCGAAUCCUGGAGAUUUGGCGUAUUGGUUAAAUGCGGAUAAGAGAGGAAUUUUCAACUUCAGUUCGGCAGUUCGACCAGUACCAUUAGAAAUCCACUUACAAGGAUUCAACGUUAAACAUUUUUGCCCCCGUAUGGCAGCUAUGAACAAACCGUGUUAUCAAGCUAUAUGUCAAUACGCAAACGACAGUUCCGCUUUAAUUUUCGUCGCCUCCCGUAAACAAACCAGGAUAACAGGUUACGAAUUGAUGAAACUUUUGUUAUCCGAAGGUAACCAACAGAAAUGGUUAAGGUGUCACCCGGAUGAAAUAGAGGAAGCCAAAUACAGGUUGGUGGAUCAAGAUUUGGCCCAAUUGUUAUCUUUCGGCAUAGGUAUACACCAUGCGGCUUUAACGGAUAACGACAGAAAUAUUGUUGAACAUUUUUACGUGAAUAGGAAGAUUCAAGUGCUGGUAGCUACUGCUACUUUAGCUUGGGGUGUUAAUUUUCCAGCUAGAUUGGUUAUUGUUAAAGGUACUGAAUAUUUUGAUGGUGCUACUAAACGUUACGUUGACAUGCCCAUUACGGAUGUUAUACAGAUGGUAGGAAGAGCAGGUCGACCUCAAUUCGAUACUAUGGGUAUAGCGUGCGUGAUGGUACAGGAAAACAAAAAGAAUUUCUAUAGGAAAUUUCUGUUCGAACCGUUUCCCGUCGAAUCGAACCUACUCGAAUUUUUACCGGAUCACGUGAACGCCGAAAUAUACAACGGUAACAUAACGAACAAAGCCCAGCUCAUAGAAUUCAUACAAUCGACAUUUUUUUAUAGAAGAUUAUUAGCUAAUCCAUCGUAUUAUCAAAUGGAUAAUAAUCAAACUCACGAUCAAUUUAUCGAUGAAUUGGCGACAUCUGUCGUUGGGACGUUACAACAACACGAAUGUAUAGUACAAGAAGAAGGGGAAAUGAGGUUAUUUUACGAAUCUACUAUUUUGGGUGUACUGGCUGCGCAGUAUUAUCUCUCGUAUAAAACUAUUUAUUUUUUGAGCGAAAAUAUGUCGGAGAAUAGUUCCAUAGAGGAAAUGUUGGAAUUAAUUUGUCAAGUAGAAGAAUACAAAUUGAUACCUGUUAGACAUAACGAAGAUAAUAUUAACAGAGAUUUAGUUCGUAAUAUACAAUUGCGGACUAGUUUCGGUUACGAUUCUCCGGCUUUGAAAGUUUUACUUAUGAUCAAAUAUUAUUUACUCGAUUUAAAUCUACCGAAUCAAGAAUAUGUUUUGGAUUUAAAAAACGUCCUCGAUCAAAUCAUCAGAAUAAUACACGCGAUGAUGAAUUUGGCGGCGAACAGAAAUUGGUUAAACUGCACCGAAAAAUUGAUAUAUUUUUGCCAAAUGUUAAUCCAAGGUUACACCAUCGACGCCCCCAACGUCCUUCUGCUACCCUACAUGAAUCGCGACAAUUUCCACGAAUUAAAAACAAAAUUGAAUGCGGAAAAUUUAACGAUACCCGGUUUACGUUGUUCGAUGUCGAACGACGAAAAUUUCAAUUUUCGAUUAAACGAUGUUUUAUCGGGUAUGUUCGGACGCGAUUCGGCUACCGAAAUGAUGAAAAUAUUGAAGGAUAUGCCUUUAUUGACGGUGAGGACGCGUAUUCGUAAUAUCACCGAUGGGGUGGAUAUCGAGUGCGAUUUGGAGGGUGGCUGUUAUAAAGUCGGGGUCGGGGCGAAGCGUCAGUGUAUAUUCGAGUUGAAUAUAAGCAGGAAGGGCUCGAGUAAGAUGAACGUUUAUAGUAAAAAAUUGAAUAAACAGAAGGAGGAAUUUUGGUUUUUGAUAUUCGUCGACGGUGGGAAUGAAUUGACGUUUAGGAAGUUUUCGUUUACCAAGAAUUUCAAGAAAAUUUCUAUACCGGUACAGGUACCGGAACGGAGGGGAAUUUACAACUACUCGGUGAUGAUAAUGAGCGAUUGUUACAUCGGCUUGGAUCAAAUAAUAAAUUACAAAGUUAAAGUUGAAAACAAUUAGUGAUAUCAUAAAUUAUAAGAGAUUUUAUUCAAAUAAUUUAUUAUUCUUUGUAGUUACUUUAUACAUCAAAAUAAAUAUAUAUAUUUAAUCAAUAUAGUUUUUAUCAUUUAAAAACCCUUCAA